Molecule: messenger RNA, 1633 nt
Organism: Rotaria sordida
Lineage: Eukaryota; Metazoa; Rotifera; Eurotatoria; Philodinida; Philodinidae
Source: the annotation of a GenBank genome assembly
UAUCCAUUUUCAAUGAUAAUUGGUAUUCCACUUCGUGAUUGUCUUGUAUCAUCAAAACUUAUUGGAAUAAAAACUAGUUUGAAUGAAUUUAUUGCUUAUCAAGAACUUGGUAAAAUACGUCAAUUACGUAAUGAACUUAUAUUAAAUAAUACAUUUCCAUUAUAUUUAAAUGGUACAUUAACAUUACCAAAUGAUGUUCCUAUGUUAUGGGAUGAUACUUCACCGAUUAUUUUAACUUAUGCUUUAUGUGGCUUUGCUAAUUUUGGUUCGAUGGGUAUUGCAUUAGCAACACUUGGAGUUUUUGCUCCUACACGAAAACGUGCUUUAACAAAAAUUGCACCACGUGCUUUGAUUGCUGGUAGUAUGGUUUCAUUAAUGACAGCAUCGAUUGCUGGCCUACUUUAUGAUACUCGACAUGUAACAGUACCAAUAUUAAAUUUAAAUUCUACACAUGUAUAGAUUCAAGGUUUUUUUUCUUUUGCUAAUAUCUGUGCUCUGACUAUGAAUGAUUUAUUAUUUUAUUUUAAUUGAUUAUCAAUAGGAUUAUUUAUUUGAUUUGUCGAUAAUUAAAAAUGAACUUUUCUUAAGAUAUUACCUUGCACAUCUAUUUAUAAAACUUUAUGAUAACAAUCUUAAUUGAUAAUAUGUCAGUUUGUUUAAAAACGAAAAUAGUUCUUAUCAAGAUGCUCUCAGCAUAAAAAAAAUUCCUAUGAAAAUCAAACAUAAUUCAUAUAAUAAAAAUUCCAGACAAUUUCACAUAGAUUAUGUUAUCAUAUUGAUUUGCUCGAUGAUGUCAAAUAUCAAACAGAAACCGAAAUGCAUUGUGUUUAAAUUAACCUAUCGCUCCCAUGAUGGUUUCAUAAGAGUCACUAAUAAAAAAACUACUGCAAUAGAGUAUUAGACUCUUCAGUAGUUCGACAGUGUAGGCAAAACAAUUAAAUAUGCCUUCCUAUGUGGAGGGUAAUUUGGCAAUUCCAGUUGUCAUUUUAUGUCGUACAAUCUCUUGCUGAAGUGACUCGUGUGAAAAUUUUUUGAAAUGCAUUUUAUUCUAUAACAGCAACUUCCGUCGACAUUUUGCCAUCUGGUAACUUAGAGCUUUCUCUAUACACAAUGUGCACGGAGUUUUUUAAUAAUUUGCGUUCUGCAUUUCCUGAAAUGUUUCCAAACAUGGUAAUUCUAAUUGCAAUUAGUCUGCACAGAGAUCGACAGGGUAGCUAAAAAGCCACUUCGUCUUAUCAAAAAAUGAUUGAAAGGCGAGUUUUUGUUGAAAAUUUUUCGAGCAUCCAUAUUAAGUACAUACUGUCACAAAUCUGCAUAUAUUUGACUAUUUGGAUCGUUUUCAACUAGAUUAAAAAAGUUCUCAUAGCUAUCAAUUACACAUGGCAGUGAAAUGUUUUCGUGUGCAUGAACUUAAAUGGAAGCAUGUUACUAGGUCAAAAAUAGUGAGCUUCACACGUAAACUCCAAAUUUGGAACCCACUUACGCAUUCAUAUUUUACCCAUCAUUGGGAGUCCAUGUCUUAUUAUUUAGCACAGACCCUUAGACCUUCAAGGGAUGUCAUGGGUGUGAGUGUGGAAUGUGAGUACAGGGUGUGAGUGUGGGUGUGGGCAUAUUUCACCUUAAAUCACGCCGA